AUGGCGCCCGCGCGCGCGCCCGCGGGCGCGUUCACGCUCGGUGACGUCUUCGCGCUCCCCGAUAGCCUGUUCGAUGCGAAGACGGGUGCGUUGACGCUCCCAAAGUUCGGCACGAACGAGUUCGUGAACGUGGUCACCGUGAGUGGGAUCUUCAUGACGGUGAUCUUAAUCGUGCUCGACCUCGUGCUCGUUCGUUUCUUUUCUCCGGCACGUCGGGCGCGAAUGGCUGCUCGACGACAGGUUCGCGAACGUAAGGCGGCGGCCGCGUCGGCGCCCAAGGCGCUGAACGCUGAAUCUAAGGCGUCGGUCGAGCUGACGUUGGCCAAACGCGAGCAAAUCUCUCCGGAUACGGUGCGGCUGACGUUCGAUUUACCGUCGAAAUCGCACGUCUUGGGAUUACCCACGGGACAACACGUGGGAAUUUCAUUCUUGGACGACGACGGGGCGCGACAUGAGCGGCCGUACACGCCGACGAGCAGUGAUUACGACUUUGGAGUGGUAGAGUUGGUGAUCAAGGUGUACGCGCCGUGCGAAAAGUUCCCGCUCGGGGGAAAGGUGAGUCAAUUCUUGGGGAAAUUAAAGGUUGGUGAUACAGCCACGUUCGCUGGGCCGAAGGGUAUGAAGACGUACGAGGGCAAUGGGGUGUUCAGCGUUCGUUUGUUGAAGUCGCAAGGGGGCGGUUUCGACCGGCGACGGUGCGCAAACGUCGGCAUGAUCGCGGGUGGAUCCGGGAUCACGCCCAUGUUACAGGUCUCGCGGGCGAUGUUAGGUGAUGGUGAUGACGUGAACAUCAGUUUAUUGUUCGCGAAUCAGACGGAGGCGGACAUUUUGUGUCGCGAGGAGAUUGAGCGCGACGUCGAAAAGUACGGCGAGAGCAAGUUUCGCGCCGCUUACACGCUCGAUAAGCCGCCGAAGGAUUGGAAGCAAUUUGGCGGGUUCAUCACAAAGGAGAUGAUACAGAAAACUAUGCCGCCACCGGGGAAGAAGACGCAAAUUUUGAUCUGCGGUCCGCCGCCCAUGCUCAAGUUUGCAGUCUUGCCCGCGCUCGAGGAGCUGGGCUACACCAAGGACAUGUACUUGACGUGGUGA
Messenger RNA from Ostreococcus tauri, 1089 nucleotides. Its product is annotated as NADH:cytochrome b5 reductase (CBR). Lineage: Eukaryota; Viridiplantae; Chlorophyta; Mamiellophyceae; Mamiellales; Bathycoccaceae. The transcript has a single exon. Gene Ontology annotation, molecular function: FAD binding; oxidoreductase activity. The coding region runs from base 1 to 1089 and encodes 362 amino acids. The record is from RefSeq and is a predicted model, not a curated record.